UAUACUUUUAAAGUUUUACCAUGGUAUCAAAGAUGUGAAUGUUACUAGUAAAGCUUGACUAUUAGGUGGAAAAUUUGAGUAAUUCGGCCGUCAGAACGCACUUAUUUGAUCUUUUCUCUGAUGGCAUUGCAUGCUUUACUAGAAAAAAACGAUUAUUCAAACGUUUCUAACAAUCAUCUUGUCAAUAUUGGAUUGCGACGGUCUUGUAGAGGCAUUAUUUAUCUGUUAAACAAUAUUAAAAAUUAGUGAGAAUGCACAAAAUGCUGUUUUUUUAACUGUAUAAAUACCAGCACUACUUCAUACUUGUGUCUUGAACUUUCUUCACCUUCAACAUCAAACACAAAUCAAUGGCAAGUAUCAAGGUUUUCGGACACGCUACUACCACUUCCACCAGGAGAGUCCUCCUCACUCUACACGAGAAAAACCUCGACUAUGAGCUCGUCAAUGUCGAGCUAAAGGACGGUGAGCACAAGAAAGAGCCUUUCCUCUCCCGCAACCCUUUUGGUCAAGUUCCAGCCUUUGAAGAUGGAGACCUCAAGCUCUUUGAAUCAAGAGCGAUUACUCAGUACAUAGCUCACCGAUACGAAGGCCAAGGAACCAACCUUCUCCCAGCAGACUCCAAGAACAUAGCCCACUAUGCAACAAUGUCCAUUGGAACGGAAGUAGAAGCUCACCAGUUCGACCCAGCAGCUAAAGCUGAAGAAGAGGCCAAGUUAGCCAGGGUCCUUGAUGUCUACGAGGCUAGGCUCAAGGAGUUCAAGUAUUUGGCUGGUGAAACUUUUACUUUGACAGAUCUUCACCACAUUCCUGUGAUUCAAUACUUGCUUGGAACUCCCACCAAGAAGCUCUUCACCGAGCGUCCACGUGUCAACGAGUGGGUGGCAGAGAUCACCAAGAGGCCAGCUUCCCAGAAGAUCCUUCAGUGAGAAA
Molecule: messenger RNA, 930 nt
Organism: Brassica oleracea var. oleracea
Lineage: Eukaryota; Viridiplantae; Streptophyta; Magnoliopsida; Brassicales; Brassicaceae
Product: glutathione S-transferase F3
Cellular component (GO): cytoplasm
Molecular function (GO): glutathione binding; glutathione transferase activity
Source: RefSeq, a predicted model, not a curated record